AAUAAGUUUUGGUUUGUUGAGAAGAAGGGGAUGUGCUAUAACUGACCGGUUACUGUUAACCACCUACCUCUUGGAUUUCCAAAAUGCGGAGACUGAAUGCCCUUAAUCAGAAACAAGCUUUGAAAGUUGUGAAGGAGCUUGAUGCCUUUCCCAAAGUCCCAGAUGACUACAAGAAAACGACACCCUCAGGAGGAGGAAUUUCCAUUGUGGUCUUCAUCCUUAUCGGUGUCCUUGUGAUGUCAGAAGUUGCCUACUAUGCUUCCACCCAGCUCAAAUUUGACUAUGAAGUCGAUACAGAUGCUGAUGCGAAGCUGAAGAUCAACAUUGAUAUGACAGUAGCCAUGCCUUGUCAAUUUAUUGGAGCAGAUGUAGUUGAUAUGACUGGACAAGAUACCAAUAUGUUUGGGCACUUGAACAUGGACAACACAUAUUUUCAACUAACCCCUAAACAACGUCAAUACCAGGAUGUGGUCCAGGAGAUUAACGCCUAUCUGAGGGAGGAGUAUCACGCCAUACAAGAACUUCUUUGGAUGUCUGGUAUCUCUGCCGUCUACAAACGAGGCAUGCCACCUAGGGAUGACAAUCCUGUGGGACAACCGGAUGCCUGUCGAGUUCACGGAUCCUUGGAGGUGAACAAAGUAGCAGGAAACUUCCACAUUACAGCAGGAAAGUCAGUGCCGAUGAUACCCAGAGGACACGCCCACAUCUCCAUGAUGAUUAAGAACUCUGAUUACAACUUUUCUCACAGAAUUGACCAUUUCUCAUUCGGCGAGGCAGUCAAUGGAGUGAUCAACCCUUUGGAUGGAGAGGAAAAUGUCACACCUGACAACUUCCAUAUGUACCAGUAUUUCAUGCAGAUUGUACCUACAGAAGUUCGAACCUAUGCAGCUAAUGUAGACACUUACCAGUAUGCUGUCUCUCACAGGAACCGAAGCAUUGAUCACUCUUCUGGAAGUCAUGGAGUGCCAGGAAUAUUUGUCAAAUACGAUUUGAAUUCUCUGAAAAUUCGUGUACGAGAGGUUCAUCGACCGUUUGGACAGUUUCUAAUACGUUUGGUUGGAAUCAUUGGAGGAAUAUUUUCUGUAUCAGGUAUAAUGCACUCAUUGGCUGGAGUGGUCACUGAUCUAAUCUGCUGCAAAUUCAAACUUGGACAAUAUAAGAUGGAAGAUAUAACGAGCAAUUUUACCAACUCUAGUUCAAUAACAGACAAUUUUCCAUCAGAAAAUAUCCCUGGAGUCAAUUUACUGGCAACAGACAGCUGAUGAUAGUGUUCAUAGACAAAUAUAUUUAAAAUUGAUAAAAAUUUUGAUUAGAAUAAUGAAACUGUGUAGAAAAAAAUGGACUACUUUGUUGGUAUCUAAAGUACCUACAUACAUUCCCAGAAGUACUUGAGUAUGAUGUUUAAUAAUAUAUACAAUCAUGAUACAUAUAAGCUUGAAUUUAUACAAGGAUUUACUUAAAUUGAUGUAAAUAUAUGUGAUGAACAGGUAUAUAUCUUUCGGUCUACCUUAUUUUCUCCUGGUUUGGGUCUCAGUAUGGUGAUAUGUAGAAAAAAAUCACAAUCCUCAAAGUGAUAUCUUCUACGUGCGAUGAUAUAUCAGAAUAAGUUUGUAUGCGGCUGCUGUUUAAUUGUUACUCAUGUCUGUCCAUUGCAUCCUGUCAUGUUCUCAGUCAGGUUCUCAAUCAUGUUAUAUCUGAAGUCUUGAGAACCUCACAACAUUUGUUACAUACUGUUAGUGUCUUAACAUAAAAAGGUGGUCUUCAUAAAAGGUCAAGGGUCACAUUUUACAACUUUUGUAUCAUUUAAGUGAAAAUAAUUCUUUUGAGAAACCUGUUUUCUGAUACCACAGCUUUAAUUUUGAAAUAGCAGAUUAAUGCUACAAUACAUUGGGUACAAUCUAACAUACAAAACAUAAAGUAAACUUGAUGAAUUAUGUAUUAAUCAUCAGCAUUAAUAUUAAAAACAAGUUGGUAUAGACAUUUUGAAGUGAAACAAUUUCCCCCUGUUCCUGUGGAGGUCUAUCAGGAAUGUGUAAGCUAAGAUAAAUGAGUACCAUUAUACUUUAACAUUAUUUCACAUUGUUACACUUGAUUACAUAAUCAUUUUGGAAUGCCCGUUGUGUAUUCCAGCUCAGAUCUGAUGCAAAAUAAUAUUUCUAGUUUGAUCAAUUCAAACAUUUUGUGUGAAGUGAAACUUCAUUUUACUAGAGAGUCAAGCAAAACUUAAUUGAUAUAUUUUCCAACUUUAAAAUCACACUGCUACCCAGGUGUCUAACCAAUCAAGUCAGUACUGUUACCGUUUCUGCUUGGCUUGGUAAUCUAAUUUUUAUGUCUUCGUGAUUUCAUUAGGUAUAAUAUACCUUGGUGUUAUCUGUGUCUGUCCAUCCGUCCAGUCAUGUACCAUCUUGAAAAACAUCUUGAGAACCUCUCUAACAACAAAAGUUGUUUAAAUAUAUCCUAUAAUACCAUAACCUUAUGUUCUAGGCCUUAGAUUGUCAGCGGUCAAAGUCCAAGGGUUAACUUCUGCAAAUUCAUCAGACAAGGACACAUAUACUUUUGUCAUGUAACCACCUGUUUCCUGUAUAUAUUAUAUAUAUCCUAUAGUACCAUAACCUUAAGUUCUAGGCCUUAGAUUGUCAGCGGUCAAGGUUAAAGGGUUCAAGGUUAAAGGGUUAACUUCUGCAAAUUCAUCAGACAAGGACACAUGUACUUUUGUCAUGUAACCACCUGUUAUCCUGUGAAUUCUCCCUGUUACGUAUUUGUUUUACUAGUGUAAUAUACCGAGGAGGUUUUCAUUGACUACACCAGUAAGAAAUUGUUUAGGUAUGUCAUAAUAUGGUCAAUGGUGUUAUAAAUUGAAAAUGGUGCAACAAAAUAGCAGCCUUCUUUUGUCUGGUCUUCCAUAGAACCUGAGAUUUGUGAUAAAAGGUCUUACAUCAAUAAAAACAUCUGUUUGAUAAAAUAUAAUAUGAAAUGACAACCCUACACAUAUGCAUGGGAGCAGGGAAUUCAUAUCCAAGACAUCUUUUGGCUUUUUUCAAACAAAAAUUGACAUGACAUAUUGCCUGCAGUAUUGUGAAAUGGAAUGCGUUGCAUUAUAGAUGUAUUAAGUACUUUAAAUUUGAUGCGGUCAGGUUUAACUUUGUUGCAACACAGGAUUUUUUUCCUUUAUAUAUCUACACAGGAAGAGAAUGUUGAUUCCUGGUGUAUCAGUGAUGAUCUGAUGAGAUUAAAUUUGUUAUUUACUGAUCAAUAAUACACAAGUAUUCUCUCCAAGGCUUGUCAAGACUGUUGGUAUUUGAUAGAUAGCUCUCUAUUGAUAAAGAGAAGAAUUAAAUUGUACCUCCGAGUAGUUUGAGAAAUCUGUUGUACCUCCAAGUAAUUUGGGAAAUCUUUUAAUGGUCAAAAUAUUAAAUUAAAUUGUAUUGAUAAGACAUCAGAGCUUAUUUAAGACCUCUCCAACAUAAUUUUAAAAUAUUGAAAUUAUCAGAACUGGUAAUGCUUGGUCAUGCUGACUUUCUAGAUGGGUACCGUAGUAUUUAUAUGUAAGGCCAACAAGAGUGAUUAGUAUAAGUUGAAAUAACUUGUUUCGCAAUUGUUGUAAAAUAAAUCAAGUUUAAUAAAGUUAUAUGUAAUUAAUUAUAGACAUGUUAUCAUUUAUGUAAACACCAUGUAUCAUCACUGUGUGAAAGGUUCAGUUUUAAGUGGGCAUGCUUGGUAUGAAAAAUGGUGACAUACUUUUCAUCAGAUGUUCAUGUAAUGAAAGUUAAUAUCAAUUAUGCCAUGUAUGUUAAUGUAGUGUUGGAUGAGUUUGUAUGGAUAAUCUGAGUAUUAGGAGUUUAUUUAUUAAGAGUUGAUUUAUAGUAAAACUGUGUAAAGUUGUCAAAUCCGUACCAUAGUUCUCGGAAUAGAGAGGGUUUAACAGGCUAGAUCAGUAUGUAAAUGAAAAAAAUUAAUUAGGAAAUAAAUGGUUGAUUUUUUUGCACAGUGUUUAUGUUUGAAUAGAUUGAUUUCAUGAAAAACAUAAAUUUUUACUGUGUAUUUUUAUACAUGUACAACGUACCGAUAUCGUAAUGUUUCACUGAUUUACAAAAAAGAAUAUCAUACACAUCUAUUACCUUAAAAUUGUGUCAAUUCAUACAAGUCUAAUUUUAUCUACAGUAUUAACUUGAAUACUUUCUGACACAAGACAAUUUCUGUAUGAAUACAAUUUAAUUGUAAGUUGGAUCACCAAUCAAGAGUUGGUACAGGAGUAUUAGCUUUAUUUUACACGGAACUCUUUUGUCUCCAGUGAAGUUGCUCUUGCUACAAAUCUGCUACACAUUUGUAAACGAAAGCUUUUGUUCAAUAACUGAAUAUGAUCCAUUUCCAUUGUUUAUAUUAGAUGAAAUGUUGGAAACACAAACAUUUGAGCUCUUUAAUGGAUCUAUAAUAGAAAUUCAGUUUAUAAGAAAUGUAUCAAAAUAAACAUUCUUACGAGACAUUUGGGAAUGUGACAUUACUUACUUGGAUUGACCAAGAUUUACAUGUUAAGUGUCGUCAAUGAAGCAGAUGAUGUUCACUCUUCUGGAACACUUCAUUUUAUUCUCCUUGUACCAUUUUCUUUGUGUAAAUAUUUUUUUGUUUAUGUUUUGCACAAGUUUUAUCAAAUUUGAGUUUGGAUUAUGAUUCUGUAACAUAUUGGUAUUUUCUUUGCGUGUAUGUUCUCCUCAGAAGAGAGAAGUUGAUAUUUUCUUGUGAAAUUCACUAAAUCCAAAGAUGGCAUUGUGUUUAUGGGAGAUUAAUUUGAGGUUUGCAUUACAAGGGCACUCAACCAUGUUAAUGAAGAUUAAGGUAUAAUGAUAAUCAUAUCACUUGUACCGGUAUUUUAUCUUGCAAGCGGACUUUUAAAAAAUCAGUAUAAUCGAGGAAAUAUGUACUUUUACACAACACAUGUACCUGUAUUUUUUAUCUGAAAUCCAGCAAUAAAAUUCUGUUUUAUAGAAAUUGGAAA
Messenger RNA from Ylistrum balloti, 4993 nucleotides. RefSeq names its product endoplasmic reticulum-Golgi intermediate compartment protein 2-like. Gene Ontology annotation, cellular component: COPII-coated ER to Golgi transport vesicle; endoplasmic reticulum; membrane. The coding region runs from base 84 to 1262 and encodes 392 amino acids. Gene Ontology annotation, biological process: endoplasmic reticulum to Golgi vesicle-mediated transport; retrograde vesicle-mediated transport, Golgi to endoplasmic reticulum. NCBI's taxonomy places the organism in Eukaryota, Metazoa, Mollusca, Bivalvia, Pectinida, Pectinidae. The record is from RefSeq and is a predicted model, not a curated record. The transcript has 11 exons.